This is a messenger RNA of Xyrichtys novacula (pearly razorfish), 11128 nucleotides long. The record is from the annotation of a GenBank genome assembly. NCBI's taxonomy places the organism in Eukaryota, Metazoa, Chordata, Actinopteri, Labriformes, Labridae.
GCCCACAGCCUAUUCAGAAGAAACACUCAAGUGACAUUGUAGUUUAGUUGACUCCACGUUGAGGCUCAAACACACCCGGCAGCAUCUGUUACUCUCGGCGGCUUUCUCUCUCUCUCUUUCUCUCUCUUUUUUUUCGGCUGACGGGAAAAUAAACUUGUUUUUCAACUCUGAGUACAUCGUUUGUGAGCUCAACAUGACGUUCAGGAGGCUGAAGAAGGUGAACUCAAGCGGACCAGACACCUCUGGACCCGCAUCUCAAGACGACAUUUAUUUCCCCUCUUCAAAAUCGGACAGCUGCAGGACCAAAGACUUACCAACACACUCCUCAGAGGUUUACAACUACAAGACUCUGGCUUACUCUGGAGGGACCCUACCCAGAAACUUUAAGAAGGUAAAAAAAAUCAUUUCAGACUUUUUAAAACUACCUUUCGUUCACCUGGAUCACCUGUAUCACUACUUUGUGUCAUUAAACGCACCACCAAAGUAAACCUGGACACAAAGUCCUCAUUGAUUCUGACAGACCUCUAGACUUACUGGUUCUUUUUAAUCUAGUUUAUGCUGGUGUGCAGGUGCAAAAAAGGCACUUUUCGUCGUUUUUAAGCAUAAAUCAUGACAUGCUUUAUUUCAAAGUUUAAGAUAAGAUGGAGGAAAUUCCAAAAUUACAGCAGCAUAGAUACAAAAAAGACAAAAGUUGAAAAAUAAAGAAACUUUGACUUAAAACAAGAUAUGUGAAUGCAUCAUAUUUACAUCUGUACAGAAUUUACAUAAUAAUAAAAGGGUUUAUGGUGCUUUGUCCAACUUUUUGGAAUGAACUAAUUGAAGUAAAGUGAGUCAGACCAAGUCCUAAAUUGUCAUAUUUGUUGUUUCUUCUCAUGUAAAGGCAGAAAAGUUCAGUGGCUCAUGUGAAGUGCCACUUCUGGAUGUUAUUCUUAAGGUUUUCACCUCUUUGUGUUGAAUUUUUGAUGUCCUACAGGAGUAAGGCAUUAGUUGUGAAAUGGUUUUACAACACAAGAACCUCAGCUUGAAAUAUUCAUGAGAGAUAUUUAAACUCGUGAGGAUUUUCUCAGUCUGAGGGCAGAACAUUCAUCAUGGGAUCACACACACAGACAGAGCCAGAGAAGAGGUUUCGUCGGUAUUUUCUGGUGAAUGAAUUUCGUGGCUAAUUUUCCCAUCAGAAGGAGAAUUUAAUGUUUAAUCAUAGCUAGACGGUGGAUGAACUUUGCGUAACCCGUGUGUCUGAAAGUGAAACAUUAAAUCCCUGAUGAUGAGUGCAGUCUGCUCAGACGUGUAGUCUUGUGAGUCUGGAGAUGCUGCUCACAGUGUAUCUCAGAGGGCAUCUCAGUGGGAGCAACAGUAGUCCAUCUGAGGGCAAGUAAGGACCACCCAAACUCUGAAUGAGGUCUUUAUUGCUGUGUCAGGAACACAGGGGUCCCGCACAGUCAGUCCUACUAAAUAAGCGACAAGUGGUUGAAGUAAAAGAUCUGUGUAACCUGCUUUACAUAAGAGGAACACUUAAAUCUGAGACAUUUUUGUGGCCAAGAAAUGAAAAAACAGUUCCCGACUAAUCGAUUAAUGGAUAUUUUUUGCUUUAUUUCAAAACAAGAGCACCCUGACUGAAGAUAACCUCAUCUGUAAUAAUCAAAUCAAACAUUUUUAACCUGAUAACAGCUUGUUUUUCCCUGAUAAGUUGACUUGUAAUUGGAGAGCAGGAGUCUAGACUGACCCCCCUCUGUGCUCCACGGUUCAGGAUCACAGCAGUAGGUUACAGUAAACCAGGCUGCUGUGUGUCUUAUCAGGCUUAGCUGAUUCUCACUUGACUUUAUGGGAGAAGUGGACGUCCCAGCUGAAAGUAGUUUGUACUGUAAACAGACGCACAUUAUCGUCAAGCCUACAUACAUAUACAUAAGUGUCCAGCGGCUGCAGUGAAGGGCUACAACAGUGCAUUGUGCGCACACAGGCUCAGGGAUCCUGCUCCAGACGCCCCCGUCUGUCGGUCUCUGUGGGACUUGGGGAAUAAAUGCAGUCAUUGAGACUUUGACGGGACAAUUCUGUAAGUGUUGGGACAUAAAGAAAGCAACAUUUUACUACCAGAGAGAGCGUGGCACAAAGCGGCCUUUCAUAUGAGCAUGAUGGAGUCGGAACAGACGAAGAUUGCUCGUGAGUGAUUUAGUGGACAGAUGCUUUCCUUAUUUACACAGCCAGGUAGGGCUGGGGCCUGACCUGCCGUUGACUUAAGUUUUCAUUCAAUGCUUUUAUUGUGAAAAGCUCAGCGCUCAUCAUCACAUCUUAAUUGUUUCUUUUAAUAGGCCUGACGUUGAAACGGGUCAACAUUGAGGAGGUGGAGGAGCAGUUUGUUUGUGUGUAAAAUUGAGGUUAAAUUUAGGUGUGACGGCACAAAGUAAACAAAGAGAAGCCAGACACGCAAUUCUAGUUUCACCUGUGAUGUUUUCGUGGCCCAGUGGCUUAAAAAAACACACAAACACGACAUACACACACACACGUGUGCGGUAUCAGGACUGGCUCUACCAGUUAAAGCAGUGAGGUGUACAGUAGGUGUGUCGGGGAAAUGUUGUUUUGGGGGAAUCCCUCAUGAGUAAUCCGGUUACAACCUCACGCAGGUAUCUGACACGCUCCUUGUUUCUUUUUUUGUUUUGGCAGGGCGGCGGGCUGCAGAAGUGGAAACCCCUUACACAGACACCUGAGCCCGAAAGGUAAAACCCCUCUCUGCUGUCUUCAUUCAAUCUCCCCCGCCUUCUUGUUCGGUGUCAUCCCUUUCCUUUAAAGUCUAAAAGCCCCCUCCACAUUUCAGCCAGCGUGGAUCAUGAAUUUUAAUGCGCUCCUCUGCUGCUGCCCCCACAUGAGUGGUACUUUCUCGAUGACGUCCCUGACUGUAACAGACCCUGGUACUGUACGCUCAGCUGUGACGUCCAGCUCACUGUGGAAACAGAAGAAAUCCUGUGCAGGCUGUCGAGAUAACUGUUAUGCAAGUCAGAAAAGGACGGAAGAGAAAGAGAGGAGGAGGAAUUUAAAGUUAGAAGUGAACAUCUCAGCAGUUUGUUCUUUUAUUUCGGAGAACAAAAUAAAAGAAGUAGAAAAUCUGUGUCUGCCUUAUUGCUGAAAGAUCGAUUAUCAAGGGGCCGAUAUUCAGCAUUUGGAUUAUUAUGUCAGGGUGAUAUUUUCUAACAAAUAUUCUGCCAAGAUGUUUCACCUGUUAAAAGGUUAAAAAAAGAUGUUUUCUCCAGCGUGCUUUCAGUCAUCAGGAUCAGAUUCAGUCUGUUUCACAAAACCCUUCAUAGGAGCUUUCAAGACGAGCAAACUGGUGGUGUGCUCGUCAUGUUUGUUGUCACCUUGAGAAGUUUAAAGCUGAAGAAAAUCCUCAUUUAAUAGACAUAAGAGCCUGUUAUAUCUGACGUUUUUGCCACUUAAGAUCAACUAAAUGACUUAUCGGUGAUUACGAUUGUUUGAGUCGCUGUUUUAAGAUAUCAGCUCUGAUUUUGAGCUUCUUCACCCAACAUGAUAAACAUUUUGUUGCUAUUUUGCUUUCUGGUUGUUUUAUACCAUCAGAGUGAGUAUAAAAUGGACUGUUUCCUUUGUUUUCCAGGAAGGUGGUGGUCCUGGAAAAGAAAGACGAGGAGUCCUUUGGUUUCGAGAUCCAGGUAAGAGGAUUAAAAGCGUCAUAUUAAGAGAGGGCGGGGGCUGCAGGGUGGUCUUAACCUCAUGAGUGCCAUUUAACAGGAUUCCCCUGAUCGGCCACGUCUCUUAUAGCAGAUGAUGAUGAUGCCUGACUGACUUAAGCGUGUACAUCUUAUCCCGUAAAUCUCUUAAUCCCUGCGUUUGUCAGCGGGGGUAAAAGGUCGCCCAUCAGUCAUAAAACUCCCUGAUUUUAGUCCCAUGACUCCAGAGAAGCGGGGAAUGAUAUUUUCUCUCCCAGAUUGAGUAUUUUUAGCCGUGCGGUCCGCUCACACGCCUCCCUUAUAAUACCUGCUUGACUCUCGGCGUGCAGAGUCUUCACACAUUUGACCUCAAUAUCUGUGGGAUCUCUGCGCGGGCCCUGGAGCGCUGCCUCACAAUGUUGGCUCUGUUCGGCUGCAGACUCCCAUUUUUGAAAUAGUUUUUUUUUCUGAAAUGUGGAUCGAGUUUGUUUGAGUUUCUCAAGUCUUUACGCUGAGGAAGAGACAGAUUGUUCUAUUUGUGUUCGAUGGAGGUUCUCGCCCUUCCUGUCCGCCUGCAGCCAAAGGGAAGUGAGAUCAUGAGGACCGGAGUGAGGGUCAGCAAAGAGACAAAGAAAUAGUUCCUCCUCAUUUUUUAGUGCAGUGGACCCGUUUCAGCAUGUAAAUGUAAUAUUUGCAUCUCGGCCACAUUUGCAUGCUCUGUGUUGAUCUUCCAGGCUGCAGAUCAUGUCAAAUUUCCAUAAGAGACACUUUUCCAAGUUGGAUGAUAUUUUUUUAAAGAGACACUCGACUGGAGCAGAUGGAAAGUCUGUUACUUAUUUUUAUGACACAGUCCCUGUCUGACUCUGGACCUGUUUGUCGAGGGAAAGGCCCCGGUGGAGUUUUUAGGAGAGAUCUGAAGUCUGACUGAUUCGUGUGACGGAGGGGAAGUUCAUCUUUGUCUUCUUACAGUGACCUUCAGCAGCAGGGAGACUGCGGUGACUGAAAUAAGGAAGAGCAUGCAAAUACACGUGGAAGUCACAGAGACGUUACCAAGACGACCAAACAUGCGUUACAUAACAAGCAGGUGGACAGUCACAGCGAUGAUCUGAACCUAUUCAAGGGUUUCUUUUUAGGUUAUUUUGGAGCAACAGAUUGACGUCAAAUUUCCAUCACAGACAAUUCAGUGACAAGUUUUUACUAUUUAGGUGUGUGGAUGUAGAGCAACAUCUGCACAGCUGUCUGUCUAUGUGGAAAAAAUGACGGUAUAACAGCUAAAAGUAUUUUUAUAGGUAAAUGGGUCAUCAGUCUCUUGCAUGAAAUUGAAAUGUUACAGCAAAAAACACAAAACAGAGACUCUGUAAGUUAUAAAGAAGCCUCGGCAGUCUGGGUUCGAUAUUUCAGGCGGGUAUCGUCCAGAGUUUUUUUGGUUAAACUCUCAGAGACGUUUCUCGUCACAGUGAGAGUCUGUUGUUGUUUUUUUCAGUUGAUACUCUGUCUCUAACCCUCAUUAAGAGAUCCCUGAUCUGAGUCAGACGAACCUGUAGGUUAAAAACGAAACUAAAGAGGCAACGACUGUGAAAAUCAGAUAAAGAUCUCUUUAGCUGAUGCUUGUGGCUCAUACUGAUGUUGUUUUGCAUCCCCUGCAUGAUCGUUGAGCAAGCUAUGAGGUUUGAGUAUUUAAAUAGUUGGCGGUGCAUCUUUUAAAAUGUCUCUGGAACGUGUCAAACAGCAUGUUGCUGAUCUUUCUCAUAUUAUUCCUCAGUUAUUUUACCGUAUAAUUUCUUCUCUCUGAUUUGAUAGUAAGGCGUAAAAGCUUACCAGAUUUACACCAAUAUGAUGGGGAUGAAGACAGGAAGUGAGAGGAUACAGAUCAAUAUUGACGAAUGACAUCCGUGCAUUACACAUUUUUUGCAGAUGUGCUGAUAUCUGCUAAAAAUGAAGCAUGUGAACAUCCCUAUAAAACACAGAAAGGAAACUACGUACCUGAAAAUGUUAGACUUUGGACGAUUACAUGUCAAGUCACUAAGAAAGAACCUUCAAUUCAAACAUCUGAACUUCCAAAGUCAUUUAUGAAACUUAAGGGAAUCUUUGAGCACAGACAUUAGAGAGUUUUUCCUUCGUCUUUUAUGAUAUUGAUCAGUUUCUGUUUAUUGAGACAGAAGGAAAAACCAUCUGAUUAUUUGCGUGCUCACUGCUCUCUUCUUUUGUCCCUUCACCUUGUGGGAAACAUUCCUGCAAAGAUAAAGUCAAAGAAAGAUCUGAUGAAGGUGUUUCAGUCUCUUAUGAUUCUCUUUUCUCUUUUCAGACUUACGGCCUCCACCAUCAGGACCAAAACUCAGUGGAGAUGUGCACGUUUGUCUGCAAGGUGCACGAGGACAGUCCAGCCCAGGUUGCAGGGCUUAAAGUCGGUGAGUGUGUAAUGUUUGUGUUUUUAUUUCAGCUCUGUUGAAACCUGAAAUAACUUGGAAACAUUUUAGUCGACACAAGGGGAAGUGGAGUGAGUAUGUCUGAACUUUUAGUCCGGCUCUUGUUCUUUUUUCUGUUUGCCAGCUUACAUUCAUGUGCCGAGUGUCAACAAAGGAACUGGUGCUGUUUAGGGAAGUACAAAUAUGUCCAUGUGCCCACUCAUUUUCCAGUCAACAAACAAAGUUAGUGAGUCAGUGUUUGAGCUCGUGUGUGUUUGUUGGCUCCUCUCGCCCAUGUGUCAGACAGAGGGAGGCAAAGAUGAGCCCCGAAAUGUUUUAUUUUUAUUUGGCAAACAUGACUCUCCUCCAGAGUUUGCCUUUUACAGAUCGAAAAAAGUCAACAGCAGCAGCUUUUUAUCAGCUAGGUGAAGAAAGAUUCAAGAGAUGAGAUGCAGCUCUGUGCAGCUCUCGAACUCUGCUUCUAAAAAUUCUCUGUGGUUUUCAAACUCAUGACCGCUCGGUCUCACGCAGGGCCGCUCUCAGCGCUCCGUCUCUGUCAAAAGAAACAGAAGAAGGAAGACAAAACUAGGUGUCUACCGCCGCUGCCUCCUUCCUCCAUUAAAAGCUGCAUAUGUCACUCCAGUUUCACUUCCUACAUUCCUCACAUGCUCGCUCUAUUGUUCCCCGUGUCUCUGCUGCGGACGCGCUGACUUCAUCGUUUCAAGCGGAUUUUAGGCGGCGCUUUUCGAAAGAGGGAAACAGGCUUUGUGCUGAGGCUCACAAAGGGCAGCUGUCACGCCUGAGAGUCACUUUCACGUCUAUUGACCUGAAGCAGAGCGGCGCGGCUCUCCCUUAUAAACAAGAAAAUGUGCCUCUGACAUAUUUGAGUCUGAUUCUGCCUUUAAGGUGACAGUGACGGGUCGAACUCCACAUGCACACAUGGUUUUCCACACAUUUGCUCUGCACAUGUGUGGACUGGAGGCCUAGUUUAGAUCCAGAGUUGACUACAGAUUGUUCUAAUUGAAUCCACAGUGGAUUAAAGAGCAUCCUGACCUUGUGUGUGUGUGUUUGCGUGUGUGCAGGGGACACCAUCGCAAGUGUGAACGAGGCCACGGUGGAGGGAUUCAGGCACAAGGAGAUCGUUCAGCUCAUCAGGGCCUGUGGAAACACACUCAGGUACGCACAGAGUCACAGGACACAACAAAAACAACUGAAUAAUUAAAUUAAUCCGGUUCAUCAAGUAGACUGUCUCUUUUCUAAUGGCCUGACUGUGUGAAAUAAACGAUUCUGAUUGGUCGAAACUCCUCAAAAACUCCUAAUAAUCCUCACACCUCAAAGACUCCGUCAAUUUUCACCAACAUACAGUUAGUUUUUUAACAUGCAGUGAUUCAAUAUAGAAGACUCAAGUCAGUGUUAAACCUCACACACAUACUCUCAUCCUCCUCCUGCUUGUAAAAUAUGAAAAAUUGAAGUUCAGUCAGGAGAGUUUGUCUCUUCUAACAGCCAAAAUUGGUCAAAACCAGUUAAAAAACGUAAUAAUCCUGAAUCCUAAAGGUGAAUCCUAAGCUGACGAGUAAUACCUCAAAGACUCCAUCAUUUUUCUCCUAUUUACAGUUAGUUUUUUAGUUUUUUCCAAACCUGAUUCACAUACUCUCAUCCUUCUCCUGCUUGUAAAAUAUGAAAAAUUGAAGUGAAUCCUGUUCAGUCAGGAGACUUUCUCUCUUCCAAUGGCCAAAAUUGGUCAAAACUCCUCAAAAACAGUCAAUAAUCCUGAAUCCUAAAGGUGAAAUUGACGAGUAAUACCUCAAGGACUCCAUCAGUUUUCACCAACAUACAGUUAGUUUCUUUAGUUGUUUCCAAACCUGCUACACGUACUUUCAUCCUCCUUCUUCUGCUUGUCAAAGAUUAAAAGGACAAUUACGGCGUCCCUGUUUGCUGAGGUAAACCGCAUCAGAGUGUCGGCUCAGACCCAGACUUUAUGGAUUGACAUCAUCAAAUUAUCCUUACAAGUUGACUUCGUAUAAAGCGUUAAAGUUAGAAUUAGCUCCUUUAAGUCGCCUGCUUGUGUGAUUCAAAGUGUCUGGAGUGGAAAUUGUAUAUGUUCCUCAUCCUCCCCCCCUCCUCUUUUCUUGUAAACCGUUUGACACCAGACGCCUUCCCGUCACCGCCUCAUGAAAAGACUCUUUCAUAUGGUCGGACUAGUUUUUUGAAAUCGCUCUUUUCUGCUCUUGUAGUUUUUACAAGUGCUUCCUGUUACGCUUAUUAAUCCCGUUGCCUUCUGGUUUGUCACCCGCAGGCUGGAGACGGUUUACAGCGACUCGAUCCGGAAAGCAGAGCUGGAAGCGCGGCUGCAGUAUCUGAAGGUGAGACUCUCUUUUUCUUACAGUUUUUCCUCUGACCACACACACACAUCACGUUACACUCUAGAUAAAGCCGUCGUCCCUCCCCCCCUCCCUCCACACCUGUCUCCCCCAGCAGCGCCACCACCUGUUGCAUCAGCAGUUUCCCCGCUGAUGGCUGCACACAUUCCUGACUGUGAAGUGGCUCGAGUGAGCGCGCUUUUCUCCCAAGAUUACAGCAGCUGUCCCGCUCUAAUCCCGCAGCCUCCGAGAGCCGCUCCACAACCGCUUCCUGAGAGCGACUAAUCCUACAUUUUAAAGAUUAACGUGCUGAUGCUGGACGCUUUUUUACAGGCAGGGAUGGCGGAUGUAGAUUUUAUAUAAAGGCUGUCACGAUAAUUAAAGUAACUCUUGGCACCGGCUUGUUAUCUCCGCUCGAAACCUAGAGGCCAACAUCUGACAAGCUCACAAAGAAAAUCUAAUUUUCUGUUUCACCGCUUUGUUCUCAUUAGUGACGCUCGCUCUCUUUACUUCAUCUCUAUGUAACUAAAUCACUGCAGCUCUCUCUCUCCUCCAUCUGCAGCAGCUUUAGGGUAGUAACAGUAGUUUUGACGUUUUCAACAAACUUCAUCCGGCUAAAUGAAAUGCAUGCAGCCGUUUUCAUAUCAACAUAUCAGUCAGUCAGUCGUCUAAAGGAAUACUCUCUGUUUUACUUUAAGCAUCAGCCUCAAACUCUUAUUAUUAGUCAUUACAGUCUUCCUGUGUCACGCACGCUUUCUCGAUGUCGUCAUGAUUUUACAGGAUAUUCCCCCUGAUGCAAUACGAAACAGCAUUUCUUUCACUUUUAUAUCGACUGUUUAAACUCAGAUUAUUUGUUUUGUGACUUUUUCAUUUUCCUGUAGUUUUUAUCUUGAUCUGACUGUUUUUUUUUUGGGUUGUUUUUAAUGUUUGAGGUGGGAGAACUUUAGUCAUCUUUUGCUCUGUUUGUUUAAUUUGGUUUGAGUUGGAUGGAUGAAAACAUCCCAGUCAAAUUUGCCACAUUUUAAAGUGUAUUUAAGACACUGACAGUCCUCCCUCUCACGUCUCCAGUUAGUACAAAACGCAGCCGCCCAGCUCUUACCCGGAGUACGUAAGAAGGAGCACAUUACUCCCAUCUUGGCCUCCCUCCACUGGUUACCUGUGCAUUUUAGAGUUCAUUUUAAGAUUCUUUUAUUUGUUUUUAAACCUUUAAAUCGUUCGGCUCCAUCUUACCUCUCUGAGCUUCUCCACCCCGACACCCCUGCUCGCUCGGUGCCUCAGGUCAGCUGAUCAGCUGCUCCUGGAGGUACCGAGGUCCAAACUGAAGCUCAGAGGGGAAAGAUCUUUUUCUUUUGAACGGGCUACCCCUCCAAAUCAGACAAGCCAUAAAACCCAUUUUUAUUAAUUGGCCUUCAACCCUGCAUGAGACUCGGCUCCUAUUUCAGUGUUUUAUGGUUUGUUUUUAGUUAUUUGUUUCUGUGUUUUUAAAAUAGAAAGAAAUGAAAUAAGAUGAAAUGAAAUGAAUGAAAGUUUGUUUUUAGUGCACAUUCAUCUAAUCUCUCUGUUUUUUCUCUGUAGCAAACUCUCCAUGAGAAGUGGGAUGAGUAUCGGUCUCUGAUGGUGCAGGAGCAGAGGCUCGUUCACGGUACGUUCAGAUCAUCUGUUUCCUCACAUGUUAAAGUGACCCUGUUUCAAACUGUGCAGUCACUCUGUUCUAUGAGAGUCAGAGUAAAUUUGAUCUGAGUAAAUGUUGAACCCGGUGACCCACUAAUAAAUAAACAUGUUCUCAGAGGGAUGGUUUGCACUCAGCCCAGUUUGAAUAGUUUCCUUCUUGCCUGUUUGUUUUUUUCUUUAAAGUUACAUAACGGACAGAUUAGUGGUAUUGAACUGUCCUCGCUCUUUUUUUUUUUAGGCAUAGUGAUGAGUGAUGCUGCAGUCUACGAGUCCCUGGAGUCGGCGGGCGUCUACGGCAGCCUGGGCACUCCCAGCCCCGCCGCCCAGCGAGCCCUACGCUGCACGGGCAGCACCAGCAGCAGCGCCAGCUUCCUCAGCACGGCCACCGAGGACGACCCGCUCUACCAGACCUGCCUGUACCAAACAGACGGCUGCCCGGACUCUGACAAGACCAAAGCCGACAAAAAGAAAGAGCAGAGGCCGAAUCGUCUCCGACCAGCCAGCGAGCUCUUCACGACGGCGAAGACGCAGCUGACCCGCAGCGCCAGCACUCGCAGCUACAUUAAGGGAACUUCGUCGUCCACCUCAGGGGAGAAACAGGGCGGAUUCAACUCGAUGCAGAGGAAGCCCAAACAGAAAAGCUUCCGCAGACGGCUCCUAAAGUUCAUCCCGGGAUUGAACAAACCGCUGGAGGAGGAGGAGAGCAAACUGUGAGCAGCGCUGAGCUCGAAAGACUUAAACCACCAACCAGUGACUGUAAAGACUCUAGUGCCAAAGAAAAAAGUGCAAGCAGCCCCAAAGAGUGAAGAGACCAAAGCUGACGGAGCCCUCAAAGCUGUACAUAACUCUCGUUCCCAAUUGUUUUGCUCUUUAAAUUAUUUAUUUAUUGUACAAAAUGAAGGAUUUUCUGUUUCCCUGCAUGCACCAGUGUUUGUUUUGUAAGAGACCAGUUUGAUAAAUGACUGAGAUUGAUCCUGUUUUUAUUUUCACUGUCUCAGUCGCAGUUCUUUAAAAUAAAAUACGUGUCAUUUUAAGAUCA